This is a messenger RNA of Anopheles stephensi (Asian malaria mosquito), 2467 nucleotides long. RefSeq lists its product as uncharacterized. The record is from RefSeq and is a predicted model, not a curated record. NCBI's taxonomy places the organism in Eukaryota, Metazoa, Arthropoda, Insecta, Diptera, Culicidae. The transcript has 5 exons. The coding region runs from base 1 to 606 and encodes 201 amino acids.
AUGGGGCGCGUGGAAAACGCGAAAAUCUUUCCGACGGUUCGUGUAACGGGCGCCCUCCCCUUUUUUUCGUUUCUUGUCGUCAAGUGUCCACUACGGGGAGCAUGUGCGUUGUUAAAUGCUUCAUCGACAGCGACCACCAGCAGCAGCAUCAGCAGCAACAACAUUUGCGACAAUAACCAGUGCUACCGGCAGCAGCGUACCAACCGCACGUGCAAAGCUAGUUAUUUCCAUUCCAUCACCAUUUCGAAAGGAUUUGCCACAAAUGAAAACACCAAGAGAGCCACCAUAGUCAUCUACCCGACUGUGGCCCCCGAGACGGUGAUCAUACCGAUAGUGUCCUGCAUCAUUGGCUUUCCCAUCCUGGCGCUGCUGGUGAUAUGCUGCCUGCGGCGACGGGCCAAACUGGCCCGAGAUCGGGACCGACGGCGGAACAUCGACCUACAGGAUCAUGCAGUCAGUCUGGUGCGAAUUAAUGCCAUACAUAGGUUCAAUUACAAUGCCACGCGAGCUGUCAGUUUGUGUUCUGAGAGAAGUAUAAGCCACAGCAUACCUUCGCUGGAGCUGGACACGAUCCUUGAGGAAACGCUCUGCUCGGUGGAGGUGUAGCGUAAUAGAAUGUGUGUGUGUGUCUGUGGUCAAUGUGACCGCGUCCUGCUGACCCCUUUACCCUGGUGUGGCUGUGUUGCCCUAAACAUUAAAUGUGCAUUUCCUGAUUUCCUUUCGCUAUUUUCUAAAACCAAACGUAAGCAAAAAUGUACACCCUCCGCAUGAGCUGGAACUGGAGGAGCUUUUCAAACCUCGCGAUUGGUGGUUUAUACGAGGAAGCUGAUGCCUCACUAUUACUGUCGGGAUGAAGUCAACGCGAUCUCAACUCAAUCCACGGUGGGGAAGCAAUCCUGCUUUCGCCAGCGAAAUGAAUAGAACUGAAUGUUAUAGAAAGCAUAGAAUUAACCCUCCCAAAAAAACCCCCCUGUAUUCACAAAACCGUGUACGUGUAAUCGUACACACGCUCCAGGGUCACCAUCUGUAACGUGUAACAAUCCUUGAAUGCUUUAAACGAAUCCAACGAACCGUAUAGUAGUAGGUACUAGGUACUGCGCGUACUCGUAGUGGAUGAACCAUAUCGGUAUGGUAGUGCUGUGAACGUGAGACCACACUUUUUCCUCAGAUAGCCUUUUUCCCCAUUACAAACAGCCUAGCUGGCUGUAGUGUAGUUUAAGACGAGAGGCAAAAAAUAACAGAAACUAGACGAUCUUUCUACAAAGUUCUGCUGUGCGAGGGGGGGUGAAAAUAUAAGCUAGUGUCACCCUCUUGUGCUAGGAAUGCUUUAAAAUCAUAUCCAACUUUAUCGUUCCAACUCUCUCAUGUGCACCGUUUCAGGAAGAGUGUGUUGCAACAGCAUCCCAGAAACCGAAACAAAAAAUGGUAGAUUUCCUAGAAAUUUCCCUUUCAACCUAUCUCAACAGAAACUCGCGCGUCAACCGCCAUUCAGAAAAGCAUAUCAGGCUGCUGUUAAGAGGAACCAAUCAUCCUUACAACGUCCGUACACAAUUUUAUACCACACCAAGCUCGUACAAGGCUAGAUUUGUGCAAUGAAACGAAAUUUCCUAGGAUACAACAAGCAAACAAACAGACUUUCCCAUAUCAAAUGUACUAUCGUUUUUCGUAACGAGCAUAGAAAAAGAGAGCUUUUACCGGUUGAUCGUAUGAUCGAAAUCAUUAUCCCAAAGUGGAAGCACGUGCCCCAUCAUUACCCGGUACCCAGACAAAACGAACAAUCUAGUAAGUUAAUUGCGAAUAUAUACACGUACCCAAGUAGGCAAUGGAAUACUCGGACAGCUGCUUUGAUCAGCACCUGUGUCAAAACUGCACUAACGCAUCAAAGGCGUUGUUAGCUUUAGUAGACGUUGCGAACGUCAGUACAGGGGCGGAGAAUCAAGUUUUCCAACCACAGCAAGCGGAACAUCAUCCAUGUUUGUGUGCUUCAGUGUAGUAGUAGUUAAAUGUAGUGUCGUAGUAUGUGUAGUGCUGUAUAUACGAGUAAUCGGAACCAACCGGAAAAGGAUGUGCAACCCUCAAGUGUGGAGAGGAUGCUUCUGAGCUAUAAUUUAGAUGUAAAAGUGAAACUCCAUCCAGCGAAAAUCAUCCAAAACCAAAUCCCAGUGAACCUAGCGCAACGGUGUGACGUGUUGCUAGGUCUGCCGCCAGCUGGUAAAUUGAAACAUAUCGAGGUCCCGGUUGUUUUUUUUUUCGGGUUGCCGUGUCUUUGACCAGACCCGUUUUCGAUGCAUCGUACUUUUAUAUACAGCUCGCCCGGCAUCUUUUCCCACCAUUCCGCUCCCUCACCAUUCCGAACGAUAAUUCAUCCCCAUAGCUCCCUCAUCAUCACCCACCCAGUGCUUGUUGCGGCCGCUACAGUGUAGCCAAAGCAAAGACAAAUAAAGGUAUGUGAUUUGUGUAAAGUUGA